Parnassius mnemosyne (clouded apollo) is the source of this 1830-nucleotide messenger RNA. The record is from the annotation of a GenBank genome assembly. NCBI's taxonomy places the organism in Eukaryota, Metazoa, Arthropoda, Insecta, Lepidoptera, Papilionidae.
ACUCGAAGUACAGCCCGUCGAAGCGACGUUUCGUUUGCCGCCAUCCUCGCCGCGAAAAAUAGACUUAAUUCGAUAUCGCUGCGAAUAAUUCAAGAUAAUACAAACGCACACGAGCAGCGACGCCGACAGAGACACAACGCGCGCCCUCUGUUAGUAGUCCAGAUAUAAACCUUCCCGACAAUGCCUAUGUACCAGCGACCUGCUUUCUGGAGAGUCCCACAUCAGAGACCAGAUCCUGACGAUGAACCGAGAAAUUUCCGCCGGAAACCUGUGACGUCCGGCACGCCGGCCGGUCGGGAGCUCGCACGCGGCGACAUCAUUGCAAAAAUCGACGACUACGACGCACGCGACUUACGACACGAAGAUGCGCAAAACCUCUUCAAAAACGCCUCCAACCAGAUUAAAUUGGUUGUGCAGAGGGAUGUGGAGCGCGAAGGCCCGCGGGACUCUACACAAGCGCCACGCUCGCCGAUUGUCAACGCCUCUGCACCUCCUUUCAGGACGCCCAGUCCGUUGCCCAGUGCGUGGCGUGGGCCGGAGUCCCUUCCGAGGAGCACGCCGGUGCCGCCGUACACGCAGUUCCCCGUGCAGCACGAGGGUGAAUUCCGCACCGUUACGCUGUCGCCGCUUUCUAGCCGUAACGAAGAUGUCAUUGACGAGUCUAUACAGAGCCAGCCGUACCGCACGACGCCGCUGGUGCUGCCGGGCGCCAAGGUGCGGCGCGAGCCCGGCCCCACCGAGAGCUACCUGCGCCACCACCCCAACCCCGCCAUGCGCGCGCCGCCGCACCACGACUACCGCGACACGCUCAUGAAGCAGAAGGUUGCCGAGUCGGUGUUGCAGCGAGUGGUUGGAGAAGAAAGCAACAAGUUUGUGCACAAACAGUUCAACUCGCCGAUCAAUCUAUAUUCGGAACAAAACAUCGCCAACUCGAUCAGGCAACAAACGACCCCUUUGCCCUCUAACGGCCAUUACGGGCGGCCGCACGUUGUCAAGAGUCGGCAGGCGCCGGUGCCGUACGAGCCCGCCAAGUCGGAGACGUACCGCGCGCUGCACGAGCAGAGCGCCGGCGCCGCGCUCGAGGCCGAGCCCGCGCACACCAAGAUCUUCGCCGCGCCCGACAAGAGGCCGACACCUACUCCGAAAGCAACGAAUCAACACGAGGUGAACUCCAAAGGAAAGCAAGCGACCUUCGUGAACUCAUUACACGAGGAGCACAUCCAGCAAUCGAACUCAUUCAAGCGCCUCAUGUACAACGUCCUCGGUGAAACAGAGUUCUAGCGCGAAGUUCCAUUUGUUGUGUUCGCCACCCUCCCACUAAUUUCUGUUAACGUAUAUAUAAAAUAGUUAAUGUAUCAAAGGAGGAAAGGCUUAUGCGACUAAGUCAAUGUGGGUAGAUUAUCAUUACCAUGUCACAAACGAUUACUGUUACAUUAACUGAUACAUAUAUUUUAGUGAUUAUUGCAAUUCGUUUGCGGUUAGACGGCGCCGCGUACUUAAAAUUUUUAUUGACUUAAAAUCAAAUAAAGACUAACAUAAUUAAUGUAGGAUGCUACUAUAAUUAAUUAACACUCCUGACCGGUGUGUAUUGUGGAUUUCGAUGGAUUUUAAUUAUUCUAAUACUCGAGUAUUAGUGAUAUUAUUUACAUUAAGUAGACAAGUAACUUUUAUUACUAAGUGUUGUUCUUUCUGUUUGUACAGAGAUAAAUAUAUUUAUUUAUGUAUACAUAAGAAAAUGAUGAGUGUACAGUCUAGUCAUGUCGACCCGAGCUCUGGUCGUUACACGAGUAUGAGAUUCGAUCAAUUUUAAAUAAAUUAUUUAUUUUAUCU